Messenger RNA from Eimeria necatrix, 495 nucleotides. RefSeq lists its product as hypothetical. NCBI's taxonomy places the organism in Eukaryota, Apicomplexa, Conoidasida, Eucoccidiorida, Eimeriidae. The transcript has a single exon. The record is from RefSeq and is a predicted model, not a curated record. Bases 1 to 495 code for a protein of 164 amino acids.
AUGCCGCAUGGGGCCUUGUGGGGGCCCCCAGGGAAAGGAAAGGGGCCCCCAAGGGCCCCUGGGGGGCCCCCCAGCGAUUUAGGGGCCCCCAAGAAGCGCCAGGCAUUGCGGGGGCCCCCAAAGAUGGGUACUGGGCUUUGGGGGGCCCUCUGGAUGAGGAAGGCCCAGCCUGCUGAGGGGCCCCACCCCAGCAGCAGCAGCAGCAGCAGCAGCAGCAGCAGCGAGCUGCCCCUGCUGCAGCAAGGGCGCAUGCACUGCUGCGCUGCAGCAAAAGAGGGCAUUAGAGACUGGGGGGCCCCCUGGGGCCCCUUAAGGCCCGGGGGCUUGGGUACACUGGGGACAGAAGUGGCUGUGGGGGGCCCCCCUGCUGCAGCGGCUGGGGGCCCCCUGCUGCAGUGCCUGGGGGCCCCUGGGGGUAUUGGGGGCCCCCCAGUGACACAGCGCGCACUGCAGCAGCAGCAGCAGCAGCAGCAGCAGCAGCUGGGCUUGUUUUAG